Balaenoptera acutorostrata (minke whale) is the source of this 2097-nucleotide messenger RNA. It is a transcript of the gene WRAP53, whose product is annotated as WD repeat containing antisense to TP53. The record is from RefSeq and is a predicted model, not a curated record. Lineage: Eukaryota; Metazoa; Chordata; Mammalia; Artiodactyla; Balaenopteridae. Gene Ontology annotation, biological process: Cajal body organization. Bases 320 to 1951 code for a protein of 543 amino acids. Gene Ontology annotation, molecular function: RNA binding; protein binding. Gene Ontology annotation, cellular component: Cajal body. The transcript has 11 exons.
UGGGUCGCCCGCGAAGUCUGAUCCGGGAUGCGGAGGUCCAAUGGAAAGGUGUGUCCAAAUCCCGCGAGAACAGGUGGCUCGUAGCGACCGAGCUGGCUGAAGCGCGCCGUGCUUUCUAACGUUGCUGUUCCGCAGUUCUCCUGGCCUUCUGCCCCCUCCCGGGGGAAGAAGGAAGGCACUGGUGGGUUUCUCCAGUUCUGCAUCCCGAUCCGUGCGAACUUUGAAGCGGUCUCGGCCGUUCCGCGGGCCCGGCAGCUGGUAGCCCGCGGGAAGAGGGCUGCCUGGCCGCGGCCAAUGUCUGCCGCGCUUCCUCUGCAGUAUGAAGACACCGGAGGCGCCACUGUUGGCUCCGGACUGCCUUCCUUCAGACCGGGUACCAGAUCCAGCCCCUCUCUCUCCUCAGGCUUCCCCGAUGGAUAAAAAUACGGACCCUGAACUGAUGCCACCGACACCCGAUGGCGAUGAUCCGCCCCGGGUGUCCCCAGAUCCCAUGGCUGUCUCAGCUGUGUCCCAGGAGCUGGAGGAGGGGGACCCAGCUUCUCUCUCCAUUCCCCUGGAAACAGGGUUUGGUAUUCCUAGUGGGUUGAGCCCUCGAGUCGAAGAGCAAGAACUUUCUGAAAAUGUGAGCCUUCCUGCAGAAGAAACGAACAGGCCAGAGUUGGGGCCCGGAGAAGACGUGGAAGGUGUGUUUGAGGAACCCGCUCCAGAGGAUGAGGGAUACACCGUCUGGAACUACAGCUUCUCCCAGGUACCUCGGUUUCUCAGCGGUUCCUGGUCAGAGUUCAGCACCCAACCUGAGAACUUCUUGAAAGGCUGUAAGUGGGCCCCUGAUGGUUCCUGCAUCUUGACCAAUAGUGCUGAUAACAUCCUGCGGAUUUAUAACCUGCCCCCAGAGCUGUACAAUGAGGGGGAGCAGCUGGAAUAUGCAGAAAUGGCCCCCGUCCUUCGAAUGGUGGAAGGCGACACCAUCUAUGAUUACUGCUGGUAUUCUCUGAUGUCUUCAGCCCAACCAGACACCUCCUACGUGGCCAGCAGCAGCCGGGAGAACCCGAUUCACAUCUGGGAUGCCUUCACUGGAGAGCUCCGGGCUUCCUUUCGCUCCUACAACCACCUGGACGAGCUGACGGCAGCCCACUCGCUCUGCUUCUCCCCGGAUGGCUCCCAGCUCUUCUGUGGCUUCAACCGGACUGUGCGUAUCUUCUCCACGUCCCGGCCCGGCCGCGACUGUGAGGUCCGAGCCACGUUUGCAAAAAAGCAGGGCCAGAGCGGCAUCAUCUCCUGCAUAGCCUUCAGUCCAACCCAGCCUCUCUAUGCCUGUGGCUCCUACGGGCGCUCCCUGGGUCUGUACACCUGGGAUGAUGGCUCCCCUCUUGCCUUGCUGGGAGGGCACCAAGGGGGCAUCACCCACCUCUGUUUCCACCCCGAUGGGAAUCGCUUCUUUUCAGGAGCCCGUAAGGAUGCCGAGCUUCUCUGCUGGGAUCUCCGGCAGCCUGGGCGUCCACUGUGGUCCCUGAGUCGUGAAGUGACCACCAAUCAGCGCAUCUACUUUGAUCUGGACCCGAGCGGGCAGUUCCUAGUGAGCGGCAGCACUGGUGGGGCUGUCUCUGUGUGGGACACCGGCGGGGCUGGGCAUGAGGGGAAGCCGGAGCCAGUGCUGAGUUUCCUGCCCCAGAAGGACUGCACCAAUGGAGUGAGCCUGCACCCUAGUCUGCCUCUGCUGGCCACUGGCUCCGGUCAGCGUGUGUUUCCGGAGCCCACGGAGAGUGGGGACGAGGGGGAGGAGGAGGUGGACCUUCCCCUGCUCUCCAUGCGCCACGUCCACCUUGAAUGUCAGCUUCAGCUCUGGUGGUGUGGGGGCGGCCCGGAUACCAGUGUCCCUGAUGCUCACCAGGACGAGAAGGGACAGAGAGGGACAGAGGGAGAUAGCAGCAGAGGGUCUAGGAGGCUGUGACGAAAGAGACCCCAGGAGUGGGAGCUCGGCAGCCUGGGUCUGGUUUCGGCUUUAUCCCAGAUUCCUCGUGUGACCUUGGGCAAGUCACGGGGCCUCUCUGAGCCUCAGUUUCUUCAUCACUGCAACGGGGAUCCUUAAGCUCUGCC